Messenger RNA from Cyprinodon tularosa, 3472 nucleotides. RefSeq lists its product as uncharacterized. Lineage: Eukaryota; Metazoa; Chordata; Actinopteri; Cyprinodontiformes; Cyprinodontidae. The record is from RefSeq and is a predicted model, not a curated record. Bases 437 to 976 code for a protein of 179 amino acids. The transcript has 5 exons.
ACCUCCCACCUAGGUCAGUGAACGCAGCACAGAGCACAGGAGGAUGUGAACGGUGUGCGUUAGCUUUAACUCCGCUAAGCUACUAAAGUUCUUUCCUUAAGAUCAAUUCAACGAAUAGCUCACCGUAUUUAUCGUCAAUUAAAACGUAUCAACAGUCGAACGGUAUGCUUGUAACUGAGGUUAGAUUUGGACGGUGUUUUGCUACUGAAAUAAGUGAGGAAAGCUGUUGCUGUUUCGGCCUGCUACACGGAUAGCCUAGCUAAAACUAGCUGUAGCCUCCCCUGGAUCUUGGAGCUACUCUGACAUUCCCCACGAAAAUAGAAAGAGAAAUGGCACACCUUUCCAGCUAACUCGGGUGGACUUCCCUCUGUUAAGGAAGGUGGUGUUUGGUUCUUCAGCGAUGAGACGAUCCUCUCGGUUAUAAAAGUGUUAUGAAAUGGAGCUUUACUGGUAUAUAGUUGUGAUAAUAUUCAUCAUCAUAAAGAUCUUCUUCUAUGUGUGCUGGUACCGUUCAAGACAAAGGCAGCUGGCAGCAUACUUGAGCAACACACGCAAUGCACAGAUAGUCAUCGUCGGAGGAAGGGCUUACCUUCAUCAGAUGUGUGAGAGGCAGAAUCAAACCUCUGUAUGGCCCGGCUGGUAUGGAGUCCAGGAUGACCUUUCAGUUGAGGAACCCUCAUCUGCUUUGCCACCGACUGCCUCCUUCUCCCACCUGGAAAUGCCCCCACCUUAUGAGGCCGUCUCUGGAGAGGAUGACCUGAAGCCACCUCCUUACAGCGAAUGCGCCCGGAGCGAUGAGACUGGCCCCACUCCUCUCCUCUCCUCCCACAAUACUCCUCUCAUUUCAGAGGGAGGAAAUUCCAUUCGUAACAGCGAAGCUCCUCCCCCAUACACACUGACUCCUCCUACAGUGGUCAACCCACAAGGCAGUCCUGUAAGCCAGAGUGAGCCUCUGCCUGAAAGCAGGGCUGCUUAAACAACCCCUUACUCAAGUUUGCCUCCCCCCCCCAUGCACUGCCUUCCUACAUCCAAUCUCAGUGAUUGUUGCAAGCCUUACUCUCACAUCAAGAGAGCAAAUGUUUAUUUGGGUGGUUGUGUGCCUGUGUAUGUAUGUGUGUGAAUUUGCUUUUCUACAUGUAUUUAAAAUUGGUCAUCUGAGUUAGACAAUAACAGAUGACUGCAGCAAGCCUUUGUGCCUCGGUCAGGACCGCAGGACCUGCCUCCCAGCAAGGAUUAACAAUAGAAAGAGGGACUUUUAAACUGUGUGCUCUUUUAUAUGUUUUUCUGUAUGUGUAAAAUAUCUGCAGAAUUGAAUCAUUUUUAUUCCCACUGCAUGUCAGGAAAAGGCAGUUUGUACAGCAGAAGGGUCCAAAGACAGUCAAGGGCAUGUGUACUGCAUGCUUCAGUUCAAGGUUGCUUUAUCCCGAAGGUCCGAUGUCCUGCAUCUUUUAGAGGCAUCUGCACUUCCACACCUGAAUUGAAUGGCUAAAUUACCUUCUAAAUAAUGCAGUCAACUUCUCCAGAAUCAUGCUAAUAGCCUGAUUUGACUUGGGUGUGUUGAAGCAGAUGUGCAUCUAAAAUGUGCAGGAAACUAAAUCUGAAUGACCAGAAUUGGGGAAACCAGCUUUAGAUGUUUCCCUUUUUGAACACAUCUGCUGGAUCAGGGUUUGUUAUCCUUUCAUGUUUUGGAUACCUCCACUCAAGCACACCUGAUUUAAAUGAUUCCAUUACCUCCUCUGCAGCCAUCCGAUGCUGCAAUAGCCUGUUAAUCGUCCUUUCCUUCAGGCCAGGUGUGUAGAGGUAGGGAAACGCCUACAACAUGUAGGACAGUUGGCCCUGAAGACCAGGGUUAAAAAACCCUUAUUUGGAUGAUUGGUUUUCAGCAGAAAUGUGUUUAUCGUCGAUGGAAAGCAGGGGCACAUCUAGAACAUGCAAGACAAUGGCUGGAGCUGGGCAUGCGUGCUCAAUAGCAAUUCAGCACCAGAUGGAUACAAAAUUUCUUGUUUAGACAAUCUAAAACAUCUUGAGCUACGUUGUGCACAUUCAUAAGAAAUUGUCAGCUGUCUACUCAGUGCGACACUAGUUCAGUAGAGAAAUCUAUAAGCACUAGCAUAUAUGAUUUGGUUGUAAAUUAUACUGACACACACUUAAACUGAAUGGGACUGAGCAGAUGAGGAAAGAAAGAUGUUGAAACCCUUAAUUUCAGUAGAUAAGAGGUUCUUCCAAUUGUAACCAUCACUACUGAACUUUUUUUGCUUCUGUAUUCCAAAAACUAAACCUUGAGACAUAACAGUGGUUAAGAAAUCUAUCUACUUAGUGUAAAAGAGUUUAAAAAGCUACUUGUAUAGUCAUCAACUGAAUUAUUUUUUACAUAACAGUCUUUUAAAAACCGAAAUAACUAAAUGAAAGAUAAACAUGUUCUCUGUAGCCUUUCUGUUUUAACGCAGGCAGGUAUGUUCCAGUAUGUUCCUGUGAGCUAUUAUUUUGGGAACAUAUUUUCUGCCAUUUUUAAGGAGAUUGCAUUUCAUAAAGCUACAUUUUGAUAUAAUCAUAGAUAACCCUUUUCCUUUGUUCGGUAGUGCUGUAUUAUGUGGCCAGGCCGUGAUUCUUUGUAGCAGCAGAGCAAGAAAUUACACCCAAAAUUAGCUUGUAAGUGUAGCCUUUAGUGAGCAUCUGUUAAAAUUGUUGGAAGACACAACACUGUGAAGGUUUUCUUCUAAGACAGUCAAAACCUGUGACGAUGCAACUUGCUAAUGUUUCUUGAAAAUGUAAAGAAAUAAAACAGAAAGCUCUGUGUUAGAGUGGAGGUUGUUGUAAACAGGGUGACAUUGUCUGAAAUCAGCCAGGAAAGGAAAUACAGAUUACAAUUGAGUUGUAACCAGAGACCGGCCUAAAAAAAAAAUCCAAUUUGACAGCUGGAUUUAUUAAACGUUUUCUGGUUGAAUAAUAAAAAAUAAAAAAAAUCGUAUAUAUAAAUGUUUUUCAGUUUUGACACCUUACAUGGUGUUUUAUCAAUCGAGCUAAAUACACAUCCUCUAUUCCUGGCUGCUUUACCACCUUAUCUCUGCUUACCCUGAUUUAACAUUAACAAGAAUAGAUGCUGUAUUUCAAUGUUGGGAUCAUGUAUAAAACUGAGUUUUUUUAUGUGCUAUGUCUUGACAUUGCAGUGAUAAAAUUGUGCCCCUUAUGCAUUUGUCAUUGUUUUUCCCAUCUGAUGUAUGCAAAGGUAUAGUUGAAUGUAUGUCUAAACCUGUUCGAUAUCACUAACCUGCAAGCAGCAGCAUGAUAAACAGUCCUAACCGGCUACAAUCAAUACGGUCUUGUAAUAUUAUGUAUGUACUGUUCGUUCACUUCAUGUUCAUUCCCUAUGGUUGUUGGAAACAUGGUUAUUUCCAUUAAUUCUAGGUGUGGAAAGGCAAAAAAUAUAUAUUUUUUUGUCCUGAAUCUGGAAAUAAAUCUUGUUUAAAAAGUG